AUGGGUUUACUAGCUUUAGGAACGGCUCUUGAUUGGCCGGAUGCACAGCAGCAUGCACACCAGGUCAGGGAAUGGGGCAUCAAGCAACUCCUAGAGAUUUGGAAUAAGGCUAAGCAUAAGGAACGAGAUGCUAUGUUGUGGGGUGAUGAGAUAGAGUACUUGGUCGUGAAAUACUCCAAGGAUGAUCCUAAAGUUCUCCUUUCGCUUCGGCAAGCCGAUAUUCUCAAAGCCUUGGCGGCCGAUGAAGAACCUCCGAUAAAGGCGGAUGCGUCCCGGCACUACAGGAGCUCGAGUAAACCAUGGGGCAUCGGAUUCAAGGAACUUUUGGGCGUCGAGCCUGAUAUGAAAAACAGGAGGAAGAUAGCCAAGGAACACAUGCACGCUGAAGAGUAUCCCAUUACACUCACAACAUUCCCUCGCCUAGGUGUUCCGGGCGUCUUUACGGAUCCUUACUACCCACCAUCCGGGUCAAAACUUCGGUCGCAGUUCGUGCCGGACGAGAUUGCCAAUCCGCAUAUUCGGUUUCCAACACUAGCGGCGAAUAUCCGCUGGAGGCGCGGGCGGAAGGUUCAGGUGAAUGUUCCGGUAUUCCACGAUCAAAAGACGCCAGUUCCUUGGAAGGAUCCUACGGUGAACUAUGAUCUGCACAACUGGCCAGAGGACGACGAUGUGAGAAAUGGAGCAGCCCCGGAUAAUUUCAUCCACAUGGACGCUAUGGCAUUUGGAAUGGGAAGCUGCUGCUUACAGAUUACGUUCCAGGCGAAGAACAUCAUCGAGGGUAGAAGGAUGUAUGACCAGCUGAGUCCAAUUGGCCCCAUCAUGUUGGCUUUAACGGCAGCGACCCCUAUUUAUAAGGGGUUCCUAGCCGAUACCGAUGUUCGCUGGAACCAAAUCAGUCGAGCCGUAGAUGAUCGAACCCCUGAAGAAUUAGGAGAAAAGCCCCUGAAAACCAGCCGAUGGCGCAUACCCAAAUCGCGUUACGCAUCUAACUCCACGUAUAUAAGCACCGAUGAGCGCCUUCGACAGGAGUACUUCGAUCCUAACCUUGUUAUCGAUGAAGAUAUUAAGGCAGAGCUCCUCGAAGGUGGUAUGGACGAUCGUCUUGCGACACAUUUUGCGCACCUGUUUAUCCGGGAUCCUAUCGUAAUCUUCAGUGAAGAUCUAAAGGAACUUGACUUGACAAAGGCCGAUCAUUUCGAGAACAUCCAGAGUACCAACUGGCAACAUAUGCGGUUCAAGCCACCGCCACCAGGCUCUGAUAUCGGCUGGCGAGUUGAGUUUCGCCCAAUGGAGAUCCAGAUCACGGACUUCGAGAACGCGGCUUUUGCCGUCUUCAUGGUUCUAAUAACACGAGCGAUCCUAAGCUUCGACUUGAACUUCUAUAUCCCAAUCGUCAAGGUAGACGAGAACAUGGAGACCGCGCAUGCUAGAGACGCUGUCCUGGAGAAGAAAUUCUAUUUCCGGAAGAACCCAUUCCCGAACAGACCGGUGCGCAGCAGCGCUACGUCCCGCUCGGGCUCGCCCACGGCUAGCCGACCUCCCACACCCUUCGGGCCUGUCGAAGAUGAGUAUACGCUCAUGACGGUCGACGAGAUCAUCAAUGGUUCACAAUCGGACGAGCACAGCUUCCCGGGUCUUAUUCCUAUUGUCGAGAGCUACCUUGACUCCGUGAAUGUGGACGUACAGACGCGGUGCGAGCUCUCAACGUAUCUCGACCUUAUUCGUAUGCGCGCCAGCGGUGAGCUCUGGACGGCAGCGAAGUGGAUCCGACACUUCGUGGACAAGCACCCCGGGUACAACCACGACAGUGCCGUGACAGACGAGGUCAACAAGAGCCUCGUAAGCGCCGUUAUAGACAUCGGCGAUAGGGAGCAGCAAGGUAUGGGCUGGAAAGGCCUCCCAAUCCCUGACGUAGAGCACCUACUCGGGCGGUUCAGAAGCAGUGGAUGUGGAGGUUCAUAG
This is a messenger RNA of Daldinia childiae, 1962 nucleotides long. Its product is annotated as Glutamate-cysteine ligase. The record is from RefSeq and is a predicted model, not a curated record. Gene Ontology annotation, biological process: glutathione biosynthetic process. Lineage: Eukaryota; Fungi; Ascomycota; Sordariomycetes; Xylariales; Hypoxylaceae. The coding region runs from base 1 to 1962 and encodes 653 amino acids. Gene Ontology annotation, cellular component: glutamate-cysteine ligase complex. The transcript has 7 exons. Gene Ontology annotation, molecular function: glutamate-cysteine ligase activity.